AGAGCUCCAAGCGGCUCGGAUAGUUGUCAAGGUUUUGGUUGUGGAAUAUCCGAGAGGAAAGCAAGGGCGGCUACUCUUAGACAAUGCCGAAUAAACCAAAAAAGGAUAAGGAAUCUCCAAAACCUGGUAAAGUGGGAAAGGGUGGAGGACAGGAGAAUAUCGAGCAUGAGAGCUCUAACAGGAAGACCAGCAACAGUGUUCCUCCCACCACUCAGCUGCUAAAGGGGAAGCAGCCAGGUUCUCAGACACCUGUCAAAAAGGACAAGAGGCAAAGCUCCUCUCGUUUCAGCCUUAGCAGCAGCAGGGAGCUGCAAAAACUCCCCGCUUUCAAAGACGUUCCCCCAGCAGAGCAGGAGAAGCUGUUCAUCCAGAAGCUGCGUCAGUGCUGCGUCCUCUUUGAUUUCGUCUCAGACCCCCUCAGCGACCUAAAAUGGAAGGAGGUGAAACGAGCCGCUCUGAGCGAGAUGGUGGAAUAUAUCACCCACAACCGGAAUGUCAUCACAGAGCCCAUCUACCCAGAAGUAGUCCAUAUGUUUGCUGUAAACAUGUUUAGGACGUUGCCUCCUUCAUCCAACCCCACUGGUGCAGAGUUUGACCCAGAAGAAGACGAGCCCACGUUGGAGGCAGCAUGGCCACAUCUACAGCUCGUGUAUGAAUUUUUCCUAAGGUUUCUAGAGUCGCCGGACUUCCAACCUAACAUUGCCAAAAAGUAUAUUGACCAGAAGUUUGUAAUGCAGCUGUUGGAACUAUUUGACAGCGAAGAUCCCAGAGAAAGAGAUUUUUUAAAGACAACUUUACAUCGUAUCUAUGGCAAGUUCCUGGGUCUGCGAGCGUACAUUAGGAAACAGAUAAAUAACAUAUUUUAUACUUUCAUUUAUGAGACUGAGCGGCAUAAUGGGAUAGCAGAACUACUGGAAAUACUUGGCAGCAUAAUCAACGGGUUUGCUUUGCCACUAAAAGAAGAGCACAAAAUUUUUCUACUUAAAGUCCUUCUGCCUUUACACAAAGUCAAGUCUCUGAGUGUUUAUCACCCACAGCUGGCGUACUGCGUGGUUCAGUUCCUAGAGAAGGAUAGCACCCUCACUGAGCCGACUGUUAUGGCUCUGUUAAAGUACUGGCCAAAGACCCACAGUCCAAAGGAGGUGAUGUUCCUCAAUGAACUGGAGGAGAUACUGGACGUUAUUGAGCCCUCAGAGUUUGUCAAAGUCAUGGAGCCUCUCUUCAGACAGCUCGCCAAGUGCGUGUCAAGCCCCCACUUUCAGGUGGCUGAGCGAGCUCUGUACUACUGGAACAAUGAGUACAUCAUGAGUCUGAUCAGUGACAAUGCCACCAAGAUCCUUCCCAUCAUGUUUCCAGCCCUUUACCGCAAUUCCAAGACCCACUGGAACAAGACAAUCCACGGUUUGAUCUACAACGCUCUGAAACUCUUUAUGGAGAUGAAUCAGAAGCUGUUUGACGACUGCACCCAGCAGUUCAAAGCAGAGAAAAGCAAAGAGAAAAGCAAAUGGAAGGAGAGAGAAGACGCUUGGCUGAAGAUUGAGAAUCUUGCAAAAUCAAACCCACAGUUUUUGGUGUACAUUGACCCUCCAGGACCAGGCGGUCCAAUGGACAUGGAGACAGAUGUGCCACUGAUAGAAGAUGUCAGUGUGUUAAAGAAAACAGUAGAGGAGGGAGCCACACAGGUCCUAAAAGAGCAACGCAGAGAACGCCCUUUAGUGAGGAGGAAAUCAGAGCUUCCAAAAGACAUCUCCACCGUCACAGCGUUGGAGUUGCACCGAAGAGCCGAGGAAAUGUUGACCACUCACGAUGCCCACUAAGAGACCAUCCUUAAAAUGUAUUUAAAGAAAAAAUAAAAACAAAGCGGCAGCACCCACAGAGGAACCACAGGCCCACAGAGGGCCAGCACAACAGAACUCUGGUGUCUUAGUGCAGCACAGUACAGAAAAGGGCAAGAAAACACCUGUCCCCGUUCAUGUCUGAAGUGAAGCUACACAUAUAAGUAAGCUCUUAAAGGACGAGCAGUGCUCAUCCUCCCUCACUUCCCAAACACCCCCAGCCCAGUUUCAGACUGCUGCAAAGCUGGACGCUCCCGCAUGUCCAACAAGUCCAGAUCUUUAGGGAUAUUUACAAACCGUGGGUUUCUCUCCUCCUUCCCUGUUCUUCCUUCCCCUCUGCUUGUGCUUUUCAGGGUACUGUGCUGCCCUCUUCUGGUCAUUCUCAGGUGUUCUGUUCGGUGUGUAAGCUGUCUGAUCUUCUUGCCUCGUAUCUAUAGAUGUCAGGUGCUUGUUGAUUAAUAUGAGCCCUAUGCUACAUUAGUUUAAAAUAAGAAAAAAAAACAAACAAAAAACCUAAUUUGGUGAAGCUAGUCAGCUGUUUAUACAUAUAUAUAUUUAAUAUUAGCUAUUUUUCUCAUAACAUUUGGAAGGAAAAAAAAAACAGCUGUUUAUAUUUCUCCUUAAAUAGUAUGAGGAGCUUGUCUCUAUAUUUUAAAAAAGAAAACACAUCUUUAAUGUGUAACCAUUUUGUUGGCUAAUAUGACGUUUUUCUGUCCAUUAGUCAUUCUCUAGAUAAAGAAGCCCACCUGGGACAGACCAGGGUGCAAUCAUUACGCCGCCGUUGAAUUUAUAGGUUAUUUUUCCCUCUUAAACAUCUUUGUAAAAGAAUUCUGUUUUGGUGCCAACGUCUUUCAUUUUUAUUGAAAAACUAGAUGAGACGGCAAUAAGUUGGCUCAGGUCUGACUUAAAAAGCUGCAUCAGUAACAGCAGAGGUGGGAUUUAUUUAUUUUAAGUUGUCCAUUUGCACCCAUUUAAACAACUAGUCAUCCAUGUGAGGCUUUUGAGAGGUUGCAGAGAAAUCGUUUACGUGGGAUCGACACAUUUAACCCAGCAGAAACUUUGCAGAUUGGUUGGAUUUUGCUACAAAACUAGAGGUUAAAGAGGUAUGUUUAGUUUCAAGCCUUUUUUCACAGUGCCUUUUGCCAUCAGAUGGGAUAUUUGCUGCAGAUGAAGUAUUAACUUGUAACUGACAUGCCAGCUUAUUGGAAAAUGUACCAUUAGUUUCUAAAGGAAAAUCAGAUGUGUGCCGGUUGGAGCACCUCAUGCUGCUUGGACUCCAGCACACGCCGUGUCGAAGCCGUGUGGCCGAGAAUGGAGGCAGUGCGGUCUCUCCCAAGCAAGCCUCUUCAGCAAAUUAAGCACUUCCUGAUAAAACUUGAAAGAAAAUGGAAACAGUUAAAAAAAACUAGUGCAGAGUUGAAAUCCGUAAUGCUGUCUGUCUUGGCGUGAAGGGGUCCCCGCCCCACGGUGCCUGUCACGAAGAGCUCGCCUCCCAUUACAACUCUUCCUCAACCGUCCCAUUCCACGUUCAGUUUGAGUCGUAUUCUGUCUGCUCACACCUGCCCCCCCCCCCUUCCUCAGUGAUGAAAUUAAAAACUAAAAACAGGAAGGUCUUCUGGAUGCUCCCCGGUUCAUUUGGUUGUGGAUUUUCUCCUCCUUUGCCUGCAGAACCUUGUCAGUGUUUCAACUGAAUGUGCAAAUUGUAAAUUAUACUGAAAGUCACACUGUUCUGUUCUCUCCAUGUCUGACCUGAAGAACAACAGCCACCAAAGGUGUGCACCAGCACCUCUCAUAUUGGAUUUAAGGAGCGCAGUGAUUGGUUCUCAUAUUGCUGCUGCAGCACUGCGACGGUGCCCUAUUGGUGACUUUUGUUCUUAAAAUGGCUUUAAUACGGGCUUCUUUGGAGCUCUAUUCAUUUUACAUAAGCUUUGUUUUUUUUUUUCUCUUUUAAAAGAUUUUUUAUUGCAAGUGUCCUUUAGUAUUUGUCAUACUAAAUGGCUUCUUUGUACAUAUAAUGUAUUUUAUGUUAUAUCUAUUAUUAGGUGGUAGAUUUCAUAUUUUGUACAAACUACCCUGUGUACAGAAUUCAGAGAUUGUUAGCAACUGCAGACGGUUGGUAUGUGGCGCAAAGUUCAACAUGUUAACUAUUUACAGUUAGAAAACGACUAGCAAUUGGAUCUUUCUUUUUGUUUUAAUCUUUGUAACCCAGCAUCUUUUCCUUUUAGAUUUCUUUUUCCACAUCCAGACAUGUUUUGCUCCUCACAUAAAGGAGAUGUCUGUGCUUGCUUUUAUC
Molecule: messenger RNA, 4128 nt
Organism: Cyprinodon variegatus (sheepshead minnow)
Lineage: Eukaryota; Metazoa; Chordata; Actinopteri; Cyprinodontiformes; Cyprinodontidae
Product: serine/threonine-protein phosphatase 2A 56 kDa regulatory subunit gamma isoform-like
Exons: 16
Coding region: 84-1817 (577 amino acids)
Biological process (GO): protein dephosphorylation; signal transduction
Cellular component (GO): cytosol; nucleus; protein phosphatase type 2A complex
Molecular function (GO): protein phosphatase activator activity
Source: RefSeq, a predicted model, not a curated record